Molecule: messenger RNA, 4609 nt
Organism: Saccostrea echinata
Lineage: Eukaryota; Metazoa; Mollusca; Bivalvia; Ostreida; Ostreidae
Product: hemicentin-1-like
Exons: 14
Coding region: 1-3732 (1243 amino acids)
Molecular function (GO): calcium ion binding
Source: RefSeq, a predicted model, not a curated record
AUGUCGAAAGGAGACAUUGUUUUUCUACUAGACGAAUCUGGCAGCAUUGGAUCGCUCAAUUUUGAACGGAUUAAAUCAUUUGUCAGCUCUGUCAUCGGUCACUUCAAAGUAGGAAGCAAUGCAAAUCAAUUCAGUGUAGUCAACUUUGCGUCCUCUUCUAGAGAGAUAUUUCCGUUAAACAAAUAUAACACAAUAGCUGAUAUUCAAUCUGCCAUAGCUUCCAUUCCAUUCAAAAGCGGGGGAACAAGCAUCGGAAGUGCCCUAGAUUAUGCCCGAAUGUACUCCUUUAGGGCCUCCAGAGGAGCAAGAAAUGAUUCGGCAAAAAUUGCUGUUCUAAUCACCGAUGGACAAAGUUCCGUUUCCAACGAGCCCAACCAACUUAAAGCAAGCGGUGUCACGAUAUUUUGCGUCGGGGUAGGAACUGGCAUAAAUUCAGUUGUUUUAAGAUCGGUGGCCACGCACAACGAUUAUACCUAUCUGACCACGUUUGAUCUGUUACCUUUGUUAACGAGCAAAUUGUCCAAUGGAACCUGUGCCGAUGACAUAAACGAUUGUUUAAGUGAGCCUUGUCUUAAUGGAGGGACAUGUGAAGAUCAGUUUGGGAAAUAUGUGUGUCACUGUCUGGCCGGAAAUACAGACCCUACCUGCUAUGUCCCGGGCUUACCGAAUGUAACGUUAGGAUCUAGUCUUACAGUAAAUGUUGGAUCGUCCGCCAUACUCAAUUGUUACGUGACAAGCACGACAACUGUGUCUUCUGUUACAUGGAACUACCAGAAAGAUGGCGUCACAAGCACUAUCAACACAGGUAAUGCAACUAAAUAUAGCGGGGGAACUGUUGUAACACCGUCUCUUACCGUGAAGAAUGUUCAGAUUGAAGAUAUAGGAAACUACAGAUGUCUGGCCCAGAACUCAGCAGGAAUAGGCCAAAGUGCAACAAUGAUCUUUUUAGAUCUGCAGCGAGGUUUACCCGUGUUCUCCAUGAGAAGGAGAAAUUACCCUGUCAAUGCUAGCGAAAGCGUGUCGCUGUCUUGCAUUUUUUCCUCCAGUUACCCUCCUGUUGUUAAAGUUAAUUGGUACAAAGAUGAUGUACCAAUCAAUUCCGUACUUAAUGGAAAAUACUCGGGCGGAACAAUUGAUUCUCCAAACCUCAACAUAACAAAUUUCCAACAAGAGGAGCAAGGUUACUACCACUGUUCUGUGUACAACCACUAUGGAUCCAAAAAUAGCUCGGACAUGGCAGUUUACUUAUUUGGAGAAGUACCUGCAGUACUAGUUGGAUCAAACAUUACCACUGGUCUUCGACAGACUGUAAAUAUACCUUGUAAAGUGUUUGGUUUCGGUGUCACUAGAGUUUUCUGGAGAAUGCAACUCCAGGGCCAGGAAAACGAAAUGGAAAUAAACGUAACCUCAUCUAAAUAUUACGGUUCUACUACAUAUUAUCCUUCUUUGAGAAUUUACAGUUUUAGUUCAUCAGACAUUGGUAACUACAGAUGUUAUGCAAACAAUUCAAACGGAAUUGGUUACAGUAAAACAGUUAAUGUAAACAUAUUUGGGCGUUACAUUGAUCUGAACUCUACUCGGUACACUGUCAACAAGCGCCAAGACGUCACGCUUUUCGUUUUUAUCUAUGCCAAUCCCAAUCUUUUGAAUUUGUCGUGGGAGAGGCGUUUUGGGUCUUAUUUCUAUAAUAUGAAGUGGAGUACCUUAAAUACGACUUCAAAUGACAAGUACGAUGGUGGGACCCUCGAUUCUCCGUCUCUGAUCAUUCGUAACAUCGGCAUCGAGGAUGAUGGAUAUUAUCGUCUUAAUGUGUCUAACGCUGAAGGUUCAACCAUAAGUUCGAGCAUUUAUGUCAAUGUCAUUGUUCGCUUACCUAUUAUAACAUCAAAGCAGACAUACUUUUACUACAUAUAUUCGGAAACUAAUCUCACUUUUGAGGCAAAUGUCACAUCUGAAUUACCUAUGGUAUCGGUCAGUUGGGAGAAACGCAGCGCCAACUACCCAUAUACAUAUACCUUAAUUGAUACAACAGAUAGCAGAUUCUUUGGUGGUUUAAUCAACGACCCCUCACUGACCAUUAACAGUGUCCGUAGGGGAGAUGCUGGAUAUUUUAGGUUCAACGCAACAAAUGUGGAUGGUUUGCCUUCAGUUACUACUGGGAAGAGGAGAUUCUACAUGAACUUUGGGGAGAAUGUUACUUUUGACGUCAACAUCACGUCAUUUACCACUAUAUUAUCAGUGACAUGGGAAAAGCGAAAUUCUUCCUACCCGCAUAAUUACUACCAAAUAAAUACGAGCAAUUCCAACAGAUUUGAUGGUGGCCAAAUAAGAUCACCUGAUCUAAUUAUCAAAUAUGUACUGGUUACAGAUAAUGGAUAUUACAGGUGUGCAGUGGAAAACACUGAUGGUGUUGAAUAUAGCUCAUCGUUUUAUUUAUCUGUCAAUCCGAACCGACCAUCCAUAUCACUAUCCUGGAGGCAUUCUGUUUAUAGGGGAACAAAUGUCACUCUGCAGACAAAUAUCACAUCCUCCCUGCCAAUCACAGAUGUCACUUGGGAGAGAAGAAACAUCAGUACAUACAGAUAUGAAGUUCUCGAUUUAUCGUCAGAUAAUCGAUAUUCCGGCGGCGAUAUUACUUUUCCAUCGCUGACUAUAACAGAUAUCAAUAUUUCAUUAUCUGUUGCAGGUAUUCCAGUUAUCUCAGAAGGUACAACAUCAUUUGUCACUUGGAAAUGGGUUGAUAUUACAUUUGAUGUAAACGUUUCGUCAAAUAUACCCAUAAUGGAGGUGUCAUGGGAAUAUACGAUGAACCCGUAUUGGAAUAUUUAUAUGCCACUCAAUAUAACAUCCAUUUUGCGGUACUCUGGAGGAACAUUAUCCUCUCCAUCGCUUACAAUCUACAACGUCACAAAAGAUGACAUCGGAUUUUAUAGAUGUGCAGUUACCAAUGGUGACGGAACAGCAACGAGUUCCCCCUUUCAUUUAAGGAUUAAAACUAGCUUCCCUGCAAUAUCAGUUGGAAAAACGUCAAUUAUAGUCAAAACAAGGUCUUGCACUACUCUUUACAUCAAUUACACGUCAGGACCGGGAAUGAAAUCAAUAACCUGGGAAAAAAGGAGCUCCAAAUAUCCCUAUACAUUCAGUGCAGUAAAUAUUGCUAAAAAUGAUCGAUACGAGGGCGGUACUAUCGAUAGACCGUAUUUAGUGAUUGCUGAUGCAUUGCUUGAGGACAGUGGUUAUUAUCGAUGUAACGUUGCCAACAACGAUGGAAUAUCAACAACUCCUUUAUUUUACGUCAAUUUCCAAACACAGUUUGCAACUAUAAAUGUUUCUUCCGCAACAUACAUAGUACAUCAAGGUGACAACGUUACCUUGUCUGUGACCCUGUCUGACACAGAGAUCAACUCGACAAUAGUGUGGGAGAAACAAGGUAUUAAUGAUACGUCGUUUAUAGCAAUCGACAAAUCGUCAAAUGAGAGGUACGAAGGAGGAUCUAUGGCAUCUCCAUCUUUAACCAUACUCAACAUCACCAAUGGUGACUCUGGAUAUUAUCGAUGUAAAGUCACUAACUUCGAUGGAACUACAACAAGUACAUCAAUAUAUUUGGGAUUUACAGGAUCUAGUUGUGACCAGCUUAACUGUGGAGUCCUUAGAGAAUGUUUCUAUCAAAACAACAAACCCUUGUGUUCAUUAGUUACAUGGAAAGCAGCUUCUGUUGGGUUCCUGGGGUGAUUGCCACAAUAGGUUUUACUGUGGCUGCGAUUAAAUUUCUGGCAACCACCAAGUACCAAAUUACCAAGUCUGCAUUGGAUCAAAUGAAUGGCAACAGCCCUGGAAAUUCAGAAAGCUUCAAAUCCCAAUUCAAACUCAGAAAAUUCAAAGACUGAAAGAAAAACACAACCUAAAGAACAACAUUGAAACCUUAGUUAACAACCAGAACAGCAAGCGAUGCAUACCCGAACACCAGUAUGUAGGGUGAUAGACCAGCACAUAGUACACAAGGGUUGCUUUAUCAGACAAAUUUAAUCUCUUGUAUAUUUUUUUCAUAAAAAUUGCAUAUCGGUGUAAAGAAUAUCAGACGCAAGAAAAUAAUCUAGUGAUAAUCAUCAUUAUAUACAUGUAUACUUAUCUCGGGCUAAAAGAUAUACAACAUGCAGUAAUUUAUUUAAGGUAAUCACUUAUAUUUAGUAGUUGGUGAUUUUAAAAAUUAAUACAUUUAUUUACUAUAUGUAAUAUUCGAGACUAGUUUUUUUAAACUUCAUCACAUAUUCCUCAACGCUAGCUUCUUUAAUGAAUUGAUAUUAUGUACAUUUUAUAUAACCUAAUUUUGAGAAGAAAAUAAUGUUGGAAUUAACACGGGUGUUAAAUGAAUAUAGUCAAUUUAUGGUAAAAGAUCAAUUAUACGUGAAUAAAACAUUUGUGGUAUAUUAAUAGAUUGUCCUAAUGAAUAUGAUACCAGUGAUAGUCAUACGAACAAUUUUCAUUCAGAGACAGCUACAUUUUAUAAAUAUAUUAAAUACAUCUUCCUGCAUGAAUCGUUCUACAUGUAUAUUAAAUAUUAAUAUUCAUGUAAUUUGGUAUCUCUUUGUUGUACAUAUCUUGAAAUAAA